AUGUCGGCGUCCGACAUCGACACAGAGAAGCAAUCUAUCCACCAGGUCGAAGAAGUCGCUCUUCACGGCCACGUCGCAACCGACAAACAUGGCCACGCCUUAAUUCACAUCGACCCGGCAGCAGAGGCUCGCCUGCGCCGGAAAAUGGACAUUCGGAUUCUCCCAGUCGUCGCGUUGAUGUAUCUCUUCUGCUUCAUUGACCGAGCCAACAUCGGCAAUGCUCGUGUCGCGGGUCUCGAGAAGGACUUGCACUUGAAGGGCUACGACUACAACAUCCUCCUCACCGCCUUCUACACCGCAUACGUCGCCUUUGAGUUCCCCUGCCAGAUGAUCAACAAAGCCGUCGGUCCCGGCAAGACGCUCCCCAUCUUCAGUUUCCUCUUCGGCCUCUUCUCGAUGGCCAUGGCGUUCGUCCACACCUUCGGAGCGGCGAUCGCCGUCCGCUUCCUCCUGGGUAUUGCUGAGGGAGCUGUGUUCCCCGGCAUCGCCUUCUACCUCUCCCGCUUCUACCGCAAGGACGAACUCGGCUUCCGCCUCUCGUGCUACAUCGUCUGCGCUCCCGCUGCUGGCGCCGUCGGCGGUCUCUUGGCCAGUGGUAUCCUCAAGAUCACUCUAUUGGCUGGCUUCAGCGAUGGCGGUCAGUCCCGCAUCCUUGUCGCCCAAAUUGUCGAAGUCGCCGCGCAUCCUUGUCGACCCAUGAUCUUCCUCAUUGAGGGAAUCAUCUCGAUGGGCAUCGCUAUAAUCUCCUGGUUCGUGCUGGCGGACCGCCCGGAAGUGUGUGGGUGGCUCACGGCGGAGGAGAAGGCCCUCGCCGAGGCUCGAAUCAAGAUUGACAACGUCGGUUCGACUGUCGUCGUCGACAAAAUCCACUGGAAGGCUGUUUGGGCAGGAAUUCUCAACCCGGUGACGAUUGCCUCGUCUAUUAUCUUCUUGUUCGACAACACUGUGGUUCAGGGAGUGGGCUUCUAUCUACCCACGAUCAUUAAGUCCAUCUACCCGACGUCGUCGACCAUCCGCGUCCAGCUCCUCAGCGUCCCACCCUACGUCCUCGGCAGUCUUACAACGCUCGCAACUGGCUACUUCUCGUGGAAGACGCGCAACCGCACGCUCUACAUGAUGAUGUCGGCGCCGUUUGUCAUGCUUGGCUUUGCGAUGUACAUCGGAUCCAUGAACGCCCACGUCCGCUACGCCGCCGCCUUCAUGGUCGCCAUCGGCGCUUUCUCCUUCGGCUCGCUCUGCACUGCGUUCUCGGCCGCCAACGUCACGAGCGACACGGCGAGGGCCGCCGCUCUCGGAACGACUGUCUUCAUGGGCAACGUCGGCGGAUUGAUCUCGACUUGGACCUUCCUCCCGCGCCACGCCCCGCGCUACCUGCCCGGCAACGCCUUCAACCUGGCCGGUUCGAGCAUCAUGCUCAUCCUCUCGAUCGCCAUCUGGCUCUGGAUGCGGAAGGAGAACCGCGCCAAGGAGAAUGGCCGGGACGACCACUACAUCGAGGGCAAGACGGACCAGGAGAUUGCCGACCUCAACCAGAAGCACCCUGCUUUCCGUUUUGCGUACUAA
Rhodotorula toruloides NP11 is the source of this 1563-nucleotide messenger RNA. RefSeq names its product MFS transporter. The coding region runs from base 1 to 1563 and encodes 520 amino acids. The transcript is spliced from 13 exons. Gene Ontology annotation, cellular component: membrane. Gene Ontology annotation, molecular function: transmembrane transporter activity. The record is from RefSeq and is a predicted model, not a curated record. Gene Ontology annotation, biological process: transmembrane transport. NCBI's taxonomy places the organism in Eukaryota, Fungi, Basidiomycota, Microbotryomycetes, Sporidiobolales, Sporidiobolaceae.